Messenger RNA from Didymodactylos carnosus, 243 nucleotides. Lineage: Eukaryota; Metazoa; Rotifera; Eurotatoria; Philodinida; Philodinidae. The record is from the annotation of a GenBank genome assembly.
AUGACUGCGGAACUGAGAAUUGAGCCUGAUGAACUGAAAACGGUCGCUGCUGAACUGAAACCGCUUGCUAAGGAGCUGCAAGAGAUGGCUAAGAAACUGAAAACGGUAAUUGGGAACCAUACAACUACGACUGACGCAUUGCAACCGGUUGUUGGAAAUCUUGAAAGGCUCUCUGUGGAAAUGAAACCGGCGGAUGGGAAUCGGACAACUGAGGCUGAUGAACCGAUAACGGUUAUUAGAUAG